Molecule: messenger RNA, 713 nt
Organism: Zophobas morio
Lineage: Eukaryota; Metazoa; Arthropoda; Insecta; Coleoptera; Tenebrionidae
Product: cilia- and flagella-associated protein 53-like
Exons: 2
Coding region: 68-541 (157 amino acids)
Source: RefSeq, a predicted model, not a curated record
AGACAGUAGUAGUAUUGUCAAAGUAUUAGACUUUAGGGGUUAUUUUUAGAAGGGUUUUUGGGGUACCAUGGACGUACCAAAUCAUGCAAGGCGGCCGAUACGGCGAUCCAAGGGACCUACGGUAGACGUCCUCCUCCCUAGUGUCAAACCAGGCGCUUAUGGCCACUUUGAAAAGAUCAGAGACACCACCGAACUCUUGCGCCUCUUCCACCGCCAACACAUGCGAGGCUUCCGCGACCUGGAAAGAGACGAAACCGCCCUGAACAGACAAACCGAGAAGAUAAUCCGAGACAAGAAAUGCAAAGAACAACGGACCUUCGCGGCGAAAGUCAAAGACCGCUUCCACGAGAAGAUGCAAGCGUACGAGGACGCCGUCGAGAAGCGGCGUGAGAAGCUACGACAGCUGCUGUGCUCGGAGGAACGACAAUACGUCCGAGCAUGGCCGACUAGUAUAAAGAUUAUGGCCUGUCCAAAGGAAUGUCAAAGGUACAUUACGUGCUGCCAUCUAUUAAUAAUUCAAAAACGACAAAAGAAUUAUUAACACCUUUUGAAAGGCACAAAGGCAUUCAUACCGAAACAAACCACCAUUACACGUUUUGAAGUCCCAUAAUGUCAAGUCAAAUUAAAAUUUUGCUAAAUUAUUAAGUGUAAUUAUUAAUAGAUGGCAACACGUAUCGUACCUCUUGGACAGGCCAUAAUCUUUAUACUAGUCG